GCCGCUUCACCUCCUAUAAAACCAAAGUUUUCAGCUUUACACCGUCUUCUUGCCCGAGCCCUCAUCGGAAAGCGGCCAUCACCUCCCAAUUUCCGUUCUCCUGUGUGCUUUUAGCCAUGUCGAGAAAUAAGAAGGUAAGAGAGCCAAAGGAAGAAAUUACUCUUGGACCUGCUGUGCGUGAAGGAGAACAUGUCUUUGGUGUUGCCCAUAUUUUUGCAUCAUUUAAUGACACUUUCAUUCAUGUCACUGAUUUGUCUGGAAGAGAAACCAUGGUUCGUAUUACCGGUGGUAUGAAGGUGAAAGCUGACAGGGAUGAAUCUUCACCGUAUGCUGCUAUGCUUGCAGCUCAAGAUGUCUCACAGAGAUGCAAGGAGCUUGGAAUUACUGCUCUUCACAUCAAGCUACGGGCUACAGGAGGGAAUAAAACAAAGACCCCUGGACCAGGUGCUCAGUCUGCCCUCAGGGCACUUGCUCGCUCAGGAAUGAAAAUUGGCCGAAUUGAGGAUGUGACUCCAAUUCCAACUGACAGCACUCGUAGAAAGGGUGGUAGAAGAGGAAGAAGGCUGUAAAUGGGCACCAGAUACAUUGGCAACACUCAGUCCAUUUUUUUUUUUUUUUCUGGCUAUUUGAUGAAAUGCUUGACUCAGACAAUUUUUGUAGACUUGUUAGUCAUUUACUUUUCAUGGAAUUAUUGUUUAACAUGGCAAAUGUAAUGUUAUGAAAUCUACCUUGGCUUCCUUCUCUCUUAAUA
Rubroshorea leprosula is the source of this 751-nucleotide messenger RNA. Lineage: Eukaryota; Viridiplantae; Streptophyta; Magnoliopsida; Malvales; Dipterocarpaceae. The record is from the annotation of a GenBank genome assembly.